ACCGGCUUACAUAGGGCGGAGCGCGGCGUGUCCUUGGGCUGAGACGCCGGGCGGUGCAGGAGGUACCAGUGUUGUGGUCACCGUUGUGGGUGAAGCGUCAGCAGGGCGGCUGGACAGGCAGUACUGAAAAUGGGAGAUAUCGAGAAGGGCAAGAAGAUAUUUGUCCAGAAAUGUUCCCAGUGCCAUACAGUUGAAAAGGGGGGCAAGCACAAGACUGGUCCCAACCUGAAUGGCCUGUUUGGACGCAAGACUGGCCAGGCAGAGGGCUUCUCUUAUACGGAUGCUAAUAAGAAUAAAGGCAUCACCUGGGGUGAGGAUACUCUGAUGGAGUAUUUGGAAAAUCCAAAGAAGUACAUCCCAGGAACAAAGAUGAUUUUUGCGGGUAUUAAGAAGAAAUCUGAGAGACAAGACUUAAUAGCAUACCUCAAAUCUGCCACUGCAAAGUAAAAGUGAUCUGCUGCCUUAUUUAUUUCACAAAGGAGACGGCAAUGGAAAUGUCUGUGAUGAGAUUGGUUUUUAAACUUUCUAUUUUUACAUGUAUUGCAUCUAACCUUAAAGUCUGUCUCACCCAUCAGAUAACACUGCUUACGGUGGGUCACUGGAGUACACACUUGUUUGGCAGCCAUUAACUGAAACUAUGUAAUCUGAUUGAUUUAGAUAACUUAUGUUGUUCAGUCAUUCUUGAUCAUAAAAUUAAAACAAAAUAAAAGAAACAUUU
Messenger RNA from Indicator indicator, 718 nucleotides. RefSeq names its product cytochrome c. The transcript is spliced from 3 exons. Gene Ontology annotation, biological process: mitochondrial electron transport, cytochrome c to oxygen; mitochondrial electron transport, ubiquinol to cytochrome c. Gene Ontology annotation, molecular function: heme binding; electron transfer activity. Gene Ontology annotation, cellular component: mitochondrial intermembrane space. Lineage: Eukaryota; Metazoa; Chordata; Aves; Piciformes; Indicatoridae. The record is from RefSeq and is a predicted model, not a curated record. Bases 130 to 447 code for a protein of 105 amino acids.